Messenger RNA from Ogataea angusta, 333 nucleotides. RefSeq lists its product as uncharacterized. NCBI's taxonomy places the organism in Eukaryota, Fungi, Ascomycota, Pichiomycetes, Pichiales, Pichiaceae. The transcript has a single exon. Gene Ontology annotation, biological process: mitochondrial electron transport, cytochrome c to oxygen; mitochondrial electron transport, ubiquinol to cytochrome c. Gene Ontology annotation, cellular component: mitochondrial intermembrane space. Gene Ontology annotation, molecular function: heme binding; electron transfer activity. The coding region runs from base 1 to 333 and encodes 110 amino acids. The record is from RefSeq and is a predicted model, not a curated record.
AUGCCAGCUCCAUACGAAAAAGGUUCUGCUAAGAAGGGUGCUACCCUGUUCAAGACCAGAUGUUUGCAGUGUCACACCGUUGAGGAGGGUGGACCACACAAGGUCGGUCCAAAUCUUCACGGUGUCUUCGGCAGAAAGUCUGGCCAGGCCGAAGGCUACUCAUACACCGACGCCAACAAGAGAAAGGGUGUCGAGUGGACCGAACAGACCAUGUCCGACUACCUGGAAAACCCAAAGAAGUACAUUCCUGGAACCAAGAUGGCAUUCGGUGGUUUGAAGAAGGCAAAGGACAGAAACGAUCUGGUCACCUACUUGGUCGAAGCUUGUAAAUAA